AUGGAAUAUGAAACUAUUUUGCGCGUUACUUUGAAAUCCUGCGGUGCAUGGGAAAUAGUUAUAGAUGAAUCAAUUCUUCCUGUAGGAGAUGAUGCGGCAAAUCGAGUACGCGCUGCCUGGACAAAACUCGACAGUAUAGCUCAACGCAUAAUUGCCACAUUAGUAGAUGGAAAACCACUUUUGCAUAUUAUCAAUUAUGAAUCGACUGAGGAUAUGUGGAAAAAGCUGGAAUCUGUUUACAAACAAAAAUCUGAUACUAGUAUACACAUGCUGUUGCAGCAAUGGUACAAUUACCAGAAGGAACCGAGCGAUGAUGUCGCUACUCACAUCAUAAAAAUCGAGAAUCUUGCACAUCGGCUACAAACUCUGAAUGAGAAAAUUCCAAAUCAAAUGAUUAUUACUAAAAUACUCAUAACAUUACCUCCGUCAUUCAAAUAUUUUAUUAGUGCGUGGGAAUCAACUCAAUCCAAUGAAAGAACUCUCACAAAUCUUAUUUCAAGGCUCACUAUUGAGGAAACAAGGAUAGGAACCGAAGAAAGGGCAGAAAACAUUGCUUUUAUUGCCAAUAAGCAUCAAUACAAGAAAAAUUUCAAAAAAAGGCAACGUUAA
This is a messenger RNA of Apis laboriosa (Himalayan honeybee), 609 nucleotides long. RefSeq lists its product as uncharacterized. The transcript has 2 exons. Bases 1 to 609 code for a protein of 202 amino acids. NCBI's taxonomy places the organism in Eukaryota, Metazoa, Arthropoda, Insecta, Hymenoptera, Apidae. The record is from RefSeq and is a predicted model, not a curated record.